AUGCCCUCGUCGUCUCUCCAGUUCACGCACCAGAACCAGGCAUACUCUGGGGGCGAGGUUUCGGUAUCUAAGAACCCGAUCGUCGCAAUGUUUCUUGUGAAAUUCGAUGUGCACACUGGCUACAGCUUGGAAUGGUUUGAAAAGAUUGAUGUCAAGGGCCCGGAGCAAUACUCGUUGGAUAACAUUGAAUUCAAAGCGUUGCCGUCUGGAUUACAUACCAAGGGCUCUGAUGUCAUCUACUUUGUCCAUAGCAAGCCGGGACAGGAAUCCAAAAUCGAUGGCGUUGACAUCUUGUACGGUGUGUCGGUGUACAGUCACAACAUCCAUGACGCGAUCCACUCUAGAGAGGAUGUCAAAAUGUAUUCCUUGGGGGUUUUGGUGGAUCCUGGACUCAACAAUAUGCUCAGCAACAACUCCUCCUUGCCGUCGAAUGUCUUUUCAGACCACUACUUAUCGGCCUGGAAGCCAACUAACUACACGUUGGGUUUUGACUACAUUAGUAAGUUGGGUUUCUGGUUGGCAAAGUUCAUGGAGGGAAAGGGAGAGGCUCUCCUUGAUUACAGUGCAUUCCAUGAGUUCUACGAGUCACACCGCGUGGAUAUUGACAAGAAAUCCAAGGCCAAGCGCAGAAGCUCGUUCCACUCGGCUACCAACCCGUUCCUGGAGCUGUUGUCCGAACACGAUGGCCCCAGAAAGGAGCAUAUGAUCAGUUCGUUGGUACCGUUGAUCCAGGGCUUAGGGCCAUCUAUUUUUACCGUCUGGAAGUAUGCCCUCCUCCGCAAGAGGAUUUUAUUGUAUUCUCCUGCGACGUCAAUCGAGGAGAACUGCGAUUUUUCUUAUUGUCUCUCCAUUCUCUCUACGGUUCCGAAGGAGGUGCUACCAGUGUUGAAGAACAGUGGCUGCAGAUCAGACUUACUCGACUUCUUGAGGUACUACCAACCGUUGUAUAAUAUCGGAAUCAACGAUAUCGAUCAUAUUGAGAGCAUAGACUUGGUCUUCAAGAGCGAUGACGGAAGGGCGAAGAGGCAAGGUUUCGUUGCUACCACUACCGAUGAAAUUAUCCUCUACAAGAGCCAAUUGUACGACAUAUCCGUCACACUUGGCUCCUCCGGACAUAGCGAUCACCAGAGUAUCAUAAGCUCGGCUGUGGUGUCACCUGAGCUACCGAAGGCUACUCAACGGGAUUUGCGUAAGUUGAAGGUUCUUUACGACCAUUACGAUCUCUCCAUCUCCCAUGCUUGCGCUCAAACCGCUUGCAGAGAGGAUGACACGGACAAUUACGACGAGGACGAAAGCUAUGAAUCCUUGCAGAGAUGGUGGGCCAAGGUCUCAGAGCCCGUUACUUGGAGCGAAUUCGCGUGGUCUGGGUUCUUGUGGUGGGCGUCUGCAGGAGAGGCGAACAUCGUGGCUAACGAAAUGGACAGAGAGUAUCUUUCAACCCUAGACCACUCCACCAGCGUAAGUAACCGAUCGAAUCCCUUGGGUGGCCCUCUUUCAUCCGGCCUCGUCGACUCUUUGAAUAUUGUGGGCUACUUCCAGAAUAUGACUAUCAGGAUCUUCUCUAUUAUCACCGAGUUAGUGAUGAACGAGCUUUCUGGGGACGAGCCUGGCUACCAGGAUGAUGAGGACGAGACUCUGCCUCCGUCGAGUGCCCCUGAUAUAGCCCUUUACAUUGAAUCCAACGAUAUUUACGAAAUGGGCUUGGAUCCUUACUCAAUUGGGGAUCACGAGUUUAUUCUGGAGUUGGUGAUGUUGUAUUGGAGCCGCGAGGUCAAGUUCGGUGGCCGUAUCUGUAACGUCCUUUGCUAG
Molecule: messenger RNA, 1809 nt
Organism: Babjeviella inositovora NRRL Y-12698
Lineage: Eukaryota; Fungi; Ascomycota; Pichiomycetes; Serinales
Exons: 2
Coding region: 1-1809 (602 amino acids)
Cellular component (GO): lipid droplet
Source: RefSeq, a predicted model, not a curated record